AUGUCAGCCGCCAAGAUCGAACCGGGCUCGUUCAACAUCCCAGUGGGAACAUUCCCUGCAACCUGCAAGACCCCCCAAGAAUCCAUAAACGCACACGCUCUCGCAACAUCGAUCCUUUCCAGGCUCAAUACCGCCCUAUCGACCUCCAAGAUUUCAGACAUAGCGGCCCUCUUCCUCGAGCAGGGCAGUUUCUGGCGCGACCACCUCUGUCUCUCAUGGAACUUCCACACUGCGAAAGGAAGGGAAGGGAUCGCAUCUCUGCUCAGCCAAGUCGAGAAGGAGAAAUUGAACCAUCUGAAACUUGAGAUCGAUAUCUCGACUCCAUUCCGGUCGCCCCAGAUCAGCGCCAUCGAUGCCUUCGGCGAGGUAAUCGGCGUGCAGUUCUUCAUCACCGUCUCGACGGCGAUUGGAUCUGGUCGCGGGGUGGUUCGCCUGGCCGAGGGUGACGAGGGAGAGUGGUAUAUCUACACGCUCUAUACCGUCCUCCAGGAACUGACAGGGCACGAAGAGCAAGUCAGCUCGCGACGGCCUUUUGGAGCAGUCCACGGAGAGAUUAGUGGUAGACCUAGGCUUAACUGGCAAGACCGUCGCAAGGCGGAAACCAACCUUGACGAGAACAAAGAGCCAGCUGUCCUCAUUGUGGGCGCAGGCCAAGCUGGACUCUCCGUCGCAGCGCGGCUGAGGAUGCUCGGUGUUGAUGCGCUGAUCAUCGACCAGGAAGACCGGGUAGGUGAUAACUGGCGAAGACGGUACCACCAGCUCGUCCUGCAUGAUCCCGUGUGGUUCGAUCACAUGCCGUACCUUCCAUUCCCAAGCAACUGGCCUGUUUUCACGCCAAAGGAUAAGCUCGCGGAGUUCUUCGAGUGCUAUGUGAAGCUGCUGGAGCUGAAUGUCUGGACGCGGACGACGGUCAAGGAGGCAAAGUGGCAUGCUGACGGGAAAGAGUGGUCUGUAGAGGUUAUACGGAGAACGGAUUCGGGCGAGGUAAAGAGGGUUCUCCAUCCGCGACAUAUAAUCCAGGCAACUGGACAUUCAGGCGAGAAGAACCUGCCUGAAUUCAAAGGUAUCGAGAGCUUCAAAGGCAGCCGCAUCUGCCAUAGUUCCGAGUUCGAGGGCGCGACAGACGCAGACCCACGCAAGGGUCAGCAGAAGGCGGUUGUCGUAGGAUCCUGCAAUUCAGCCCACGAUAUCGCGCAAGACUACUACGAGAAAGGCUACGACGUCACCAUGGUGCAGCGCUCGUCCACCUGCGUCAUCUCAUCAGACGCGAUUGUGAAUAUCGGAUUGAAGGGUCUCUAUGAGGAGAACGGGCCCCCGGUGCACGACUCUGACGUUUUUCUCUACAGUAUCCCCAGCGAGCAAUUCAAAGCACAGCAGGUCAGAAUUACGGCGGUGCAGAACGAGCAUGACAAAGUGCUUCUUGAAGGUCUUGAGAAGGCUGGAUUCAAAGUCGACAAGGGCCCUGAUGACGCCGGGCUGCUUAUGAAGUACUGGCAGCGGGGCGGAGGAUACACAAUCGAAGUUGGCGCUGGAAGACUCAUAGCGGACGGGAAGAUCAAAGUCAAGCAGGGAGAAGAGAUCGCAGAGAUCCUCCCGCAGGGACUCAGGUUCGCUGACGGCUCUGAGUUGGAAGCAGAUGAGAUUGUCUUUGCAACCGGGUACAAGAAUAUGCGCGAGCAGACCAGACUGAUCUUUGGUGAUAUGGUUGCCAACAGCGUAAACAGUGUCUGGGGGCUCGAUAGCGAAGGCGAGAUGCGCACCAUCUGGCGCAAGACCGGCCACCCCGGUUUCUGGUUUAUGGGCGGGAAUCUGGCGAUGUGUCGGUACUACUCGCUUUUAUUGGCGUUGCAGAUACUAGGGAUUGAAAGGGGCCUGAACGAGGUCCAGUAA
Molecule: messenger RNA, 1890 nt
Organism: Aspergillus nidulans FGSC A4
Lineage: Eukaryota; Fungi; Ascomycota; Eurotiomycetes; Eurotiales; Aspergillaceae
Product: flavin-containing monooxygenase
Exons: 1
Coding region: 1-1890 (629 amino acids)
Source: RefSeq, a predicted model, not a curated record